Lingula anatina is the source of this 462-nucleotide messenger RNA. Its product is annotated as myocilin-like. NCBI's taxonomy places the organism in Eukaryota, Metazoa, Brachiopoda, Lingulata, Lingulida, Lingulidae. The record is from RefSeq and is a predicted model, not a curated record.
AUGAAGACCAUAGUGAAACAGGCGAACGAUGUGGAUGCGGGAAACACUUGCCGCUAUGCCUGGGGCGGUUUCACCACCACUGACUUUGCUGUGGACGAGUACGGACUGUGGCUAGUGUACGGGAACAAACGUAACAACUGUUACCUGGUCAUCGCCAAGAUCAACCCGGACACUCUCGACGUGGAGAAAUCGUGGGAGACGACCAUUAAUAUCAAGAGCGUUGGCAACAUGUUCAUGAAAUGUGGCGUGCUUUACGCCACACAUUCUUACUAUGCUACUUCAAAUUACAUCCGCUAUACCUAUGAUACCAACACUGGGAAACAAGAGGCGCUUUCUUCAUCUAAGAUCCCUUUUACGCAACCUGGGAAAAUCAAUUCCAUGUUAGAUUACAACCCCCAUGACGGCCUUCUGUAUUAUGCUGAUAAAUAUUACGGAUAUCUUGCAACUUUUCCAAUUGUCUAA